CUGAGGUGUGCAAGCAAGAAUGACUAUAUAGACAACAGAUAUACUUUUUAGAGGGACGAGGGAGUUGAUGAGAAGAAGCAGAUUGUUAAAGAACAAGUGAAACUUGGAUAUUGACUACAGCUGAAUAUGGGUGAGUCCAGUAUCUGCCAGGUGAGGGCGACAGUCAUGCUGUAUGAUGACACCAACAAGCGUUGGGUGCCGGCAGGAUCUGAUACUCCUUCCUUCAGCCGUGUCCAAAUCUAUCACAACCCUGGGGCAAACACCUUCAGAGUGGUGGGCCGCAAACUACAGGCUGACCAGCAG
Micropterus dolomieu (smallmouth bass) is the source of this 303-nucleotide messenger RNA. RefSeq names its product vasodilator-stimulated phosphoprotein-like. NCBI's taxonomy places the organism in Eukaryota, Metazoa, Chordata, Actinopteri, Centrarchiformes, Centrarchidae. Gene Ontology annotation, biological process: positive regulation of actin filament polymerization; actin cytoskeleton organization; neural tube closure. Gene Ontology annotation, molecular function: profilin binding; SH3 domain binding. The record is from RefSeq and is a predicted model, not a curated record.